UGAUUUCAUGUUGCACAGGAGAAAUAUCAGGAAUUCAAGGAGCGUGUGAUGAGGAUUAGGGAGAAAGCAAACUUCACGAUUAAUCAAGAUCACCCUCCUCUUAUUGAGGUGAUAAAUGACAAAGCCAUCAGUGAAGAAGUGGAUGCGGAUAUACCUCUCCUCGUUUACGUCUCUCGUGAGAAAAGGCCUUCACUCCCCCAUCAUUUCAAAGCCGGAGCCCUAAAUGUCCUUCUUCGAGUCUCAGCCAUGAUUAGCAAUUCUCCAUACAUACUAGUUUUGGACUGUGACAUGUAUUGCAACGACCCAUCAUCAGCUCGUCAAGCAAUGUGUUUUCAUCUUGAUCCCAAGAUGUCUCCUUCACUAGCUUUCGUUCAAUUUCCUCAAAAAUUUCACAACAUUAGCAAGACUGACAUCUAUGACAGCCAAUUGAGAUCCACAUUCAAGAUACUAUGGCAAGGUAUGGAUGGGCUUGAGGGACCAAGUUUGUCUGGUACAUGCUUUUAUAUAAAGAGAAAGGCGCUCUAUGGAAGUCUCAUGAAAGAAGAUGUUGAUAUCAUAAAACUUAAAGAGUCUUUUGGCUCUUCCAAUGUUUUCAUCAAAUCCCUUGGUCGACACUACAAGCCAAAUCAUAGCGACGUUUGGAGUAAAAUGUUGGUCAAAGAAACCCAAAUUUUAGCAUCUUGUGCAUAUGAAAAUCAAACCAAAUGGGGCAAAGAGGUGGGCUUCUUGUAUUUCUCAGUGGUGGAAGACUACUUCACAGGGUUCAUCAAUUUACACGGCAAAGGUUGGAUUUCAGUGUAUUGUGACCCGGCAAGGCCAGCUUUUUUGGGCUCAGGCACCACAAAUCUGAGUGAUGUGUUGGUUCAGAGCACCAGAUGGAGUUCUGGUUUGGUUGAAGUUGCUAUCUCAAGGUUCUGUCCUCUUCUACAUGCCCCAAAGCAGAAGGAGAAGCAGAUGUCUGUUCUUGCGAGAAUGUGUUAUGCAGAACUUGCAUUCUUUCCUUUCUAUUUCAUCCCAUUGUGGUGCUUUGCUACCAUUCCUCAGCUCUAUCUUCUCAAUGGCAUUCCCUUGUACCCUGAGGUUUCAAGCUGGUAUUUCAUUGUAUUUUCAUUCAUUUUCGUCUCGUCCCAAUCCAAACACAUCCAAGAGAUCUUCUCAACUGGAGGUUCAACCCAAACAUGGUGCAAUGAACAGAGAAUGUGGAUGAUAAAGUCAGUCACAUGUCAUCUCUAUGGAAGUUUGGAUGCUUUCAUGAAGAGAAUGGGUAUGAGAGAAGCCAGUUUUCUACCAACCAAUAAAGCUGUCGAUGGUGAGCAACUCAAGAGAUACCAAAUGGGUAAAUUUGAUUUCCAAGCAUCAAACAUGUUGAUUGUUCCAGUGGUUACCUUGGUGAUUCUAAACCUAGUAUCCUUGUUUGGAGGAGUUACUAGGAUGGUGGUUAUCAAUGGAAGUUUCAAUGAGAUGUUUGUGCAAGUUGGCUUGUCGUUUUUCAUUGUAUCAAUGAGCUACCCUAUUGUUGAAGGGAUGGUGGUGAGGAAGGACAAGGGUAGGGUUCCAAUUUCUGUUUCUAUUUUGUCUGCUGUGAUUUCCAUGAUUUACUUGCUUUUGGGAUCUCUUAUUAUCAUGUAUUGGUGACAAGUAGAUCAUGUAGUUGGGUUAGAAGUUUUGUAUUAAUGUAUCACGAUGUUGUUAGUAUUUUGAGUUUAGUUAUUUUCUUCCUAAGAAGAGGAAAUGAACAAA
Messenger RNA from Camellia sinensis, 1740 nucleotides. The record is from RefSeq and is a predicted model, not a curated record. Lineage: Eukaryota; Viridiplantae; Streptophyta; Magnoliopsida; Ericales; Theaceae.